GAUAGAUAUUUUUUUGUACUCGCUUGCAACAGAGAGCCAGAGCCCGCAACUCGAAUCCAGUUCGUGGCUUAUCGCUAGCCAUUUCUGGGCGUGAUUUGUCUUAUUUGUUUUACUCUCGAAGCCGCUCGGACCGUUCGCUCAGACUGCACUAGUAUCGUAUGCAAAUGCUGGCCUGAACUAUUCAAUUAAACGCCCCGCAGCCAAAUGCCCGAGAUGGAGUCAAAUUUGUGCUCAUUCCAAAACGGCGAGCUUUGAAGUCAGAUAGCGCCACAAAUUUAGCGCUAAUUUGAUAUAUUUUCUAUUCAUAAAUGCUGCCCCGGACAUUAAAUUCAAUUUAACGAUUCAGGCGAUGCUCUCAAGCUAAGUCGUUGGCUGUCCCAAAUUCUGAAACAUGUAUCUAGGAUAUCCAGUAUCCUGUUCUCUCAGCGUCAAAGAUGUCUAUAGAAACUGGCAGCGCAGGGGAAGGAGUUUCGUCUCAGUUGUUAUGCCUUUGAAUUGGGGAUUUGAGUGUUUGCCGCGACACUAUUAUUGGGCCUGCAUUAUCAUAGAUAUACUCGUUUUGAUAAUUUAUCUGGAAGAUGCACGAGAGAAUAUAUACAUUAUACAGAGUAUACCCGUGCACUUUAGCUACCUUCCUUGUAUUGCGGUGAUGGUUCUGCUGCAGAUGGUUAGCCUCAUUCUGCUCAUUGUGGACGCCAUUCUGGUGUACAGGGUCAAGUUUAAUUACUCUGAAUUGUGGAUGGGCAUAUUCAUUGUUGUCGGUGUAUGCCCUCUAGGGCUGGGAACGUAUCUGUUUCAUGAUCUCUAUGACAUCUUCAGCGUGGUCUACAUGUUCAACACAAAUCAGCUAGGCGACACCGAAGAGAUGUACAAAUGCUGCGGUAUGCUGGGGCCCUCGGACUACAAUUAUCCAAAGCGAACGGGGCCGGACAGCUGCUAUCGGAACAAGACCGUCACCCACGACAACAUCUACCAGCAGGGCUGUGUGGGUGCUAUGUUUCCCGGCUGGGUCAUCUUCGUCCUGUGUAAUGCCUAUAUUUACACAUUCAUUAUGGUCAUCGUGCUGAUGGUGCUGCACUAUCGCAUGAAGGCCCUUUACCAAUUGAUCCGCGAGGAUGUGGAAAGGGGCACCGUUAGCCGCAGAAGCUUCUGGGUCUAAGCUCUAGACUAUAUGGAGUGCUGCCCCAACAAAUGUCCACCCGUAAUGAAACCGCAGCAGCACCAGCAGCGGCAGCAGCCACAGCCGCCCACGGCAUCCGGCGAGACUCUGGUUAGCCGCAGGGGCAGCGACAGCCACAGACACAGCGACACCGGUGCAAAUGCCUUUUAAUUUGUCAAAAGCCUAAAAUAUGAAAAUUAAAUGAGAAACCAAAGCAGUGUGUGCCCCCACGGACCCAGACAGUGGUUCGAAAUGGUAUGAAAAAU
Molecule: messenger RNA, 1425 nt
Organism: Drosophila obscura
Lineage: Eukaryota; Metazoa; Arthropoda; Insecta; Diptera; Drosophilidae
Exons: 3
Coding region: 392-1159 (255 amino acids)
Cellular component (GO): membrane
Source: RefSeq, a predicted model, not a curated record